This is a messenger RNA of Lachancea lanzarotensis, 2142 nucleotides long. It is a transcript of the gene APL2, whose product is annotated as LALA0S08e05842g1_1. The coding region runs from base 1 to 2142 and encodes 713 amino acids. Gene Ontology annotation, cellular component: membrane coat. Gene Ontology annotation, molecular function: clathrin binding. The record is from RefSeq and is a predicted model, not a curated record. Lineage: Eukaryota; Fungi; Ascomycota; Saccharomycetes; Saccharomycetales; Saccharomycetaceae. Gene Ontology annotation, biological process: vesicle-mediated transport; intracellular protein transport. The transcript has a single exon.
AUGGAAAAGAAACUUAAAAAGCUGCUUCAGAAUGCGACACGAGUUGCACCAAAAAUCUCCAAGAAAGGUGAACUUUUCGAGCUCAGAAAUGGUCUAGUCUCUCCAUACCCUCAAACUCGUAAAGAUGCCAUAAAGAAGACAAUCCAGCAAAUGACGCUAGGAAAAGAUGUCUCGUCGCUAUUCCCCGACAUCCUCAAAAACAUUGCUGCGUCUGAUGUAGAACAGAAGAAAUUGGUAUACCUAUACGUGAUGAACUACGCAGAAACGCAUCCUGAACUGUGCAUUUUGGCUGUUAACACAUUUGUGAGCGACGCACAAGAUAGUAACCCACUGGUUCGAUGUAUGGCUAUUAGAACAAUGUCAAUGAUCAGAGUGGACAAAAUUCUGGAGUAUGUGGAAAUUCCUCUGCGAAAAACGCUACAAGACGACAAUCCAUAUGUUCGUAAAACGGCCGUGAUAUGCGUUGCAAAGCUAUUUGCGCUGAAUAAGGAGCUAUGCCAGGAACUGGGCGUUCUAGAAGAUCUUGUUUCCGCUUUAGAGGACUCCAAUCCGAUGGUUGUGGCUAACACAAUAGCAGCGCUCUCGGAUAUAUAUGAAGCAGACCCCACGGUUGUUCCACUGCCGCUUCUCAUUCAAAAACACGUUUCCCAGUUUCUGCUCGCCCUAAAUGAGUGCACCGAAUGGGCGAGAAUAAUUAUUUUAGGUGCAUUGGCUGAGUACAGCGCCCGAGAUGCACUCGAGGCGGAACAGAUCAUAGAUAGAGUCACACCACACUUACAACAUGUCAACGCGGCCGUCGUAUUGGCGACGGUUAAAGUGGUUAUCAAAAAUCUGCCUUUAAUUCAGGUCAACUCGGAGUCAGCCAUUUUCUCCAAAAUUUCCUCUGCACUGGUAUCUUUGAUGUCAACACCGCCAGAAAUGCAAUAUGUUGCGCUGCGCAACAUUAGAAUCAUUCUACAAAAAUAUCCACAACUAUUAACGCGGGAACUACGUAUUUUUUACGUGAAGUUCAACGAUCCCCUCUACCUCAAACUAGAAAAGAUUGACAUAUUGGUAAGGCUGGUGGAUCCUUCAAAUUUGAAACAGUGUACGCUUUUGCUCGCAGAGCUGAAGGAAUACGCAUUAGAAUUCGAGCCUGAGUUUGUUGCACGGGCGAUCAUUGCUUUAUCGCAGUUGGGUGUCAAAUACUCAGAGAUCAAAUUUGUUCGCAAAGUGCUAGAUAUUUUGGUUGAACUAUGCAAAACGCGCGAUUCAUUCCAAGACGAUUGUCUAGUGGCGAUGUGUAACUUGCUCAGACACGCGGGUACUGGCGAAGAAGAAAUGAUCACACAGGUGUGCUCGUUGGCGCAAGUUUGGGGGUCGGUAGAGUCGGUACUACAGACAGACUAUGCCAAGUGCAAUUACAUAUGGCUGAUUGGACAGUUCCCAGGGCAGUUCGAUAAUCUUCAGCGAAAAAUCCAGACUCUUCUGGAUUCUUUUACUCAGGAGGAAAGCUUAACUCAAAUGUCUCUUUUGAUUUGUGUUGUUAAACUGCAUACUAUGCUUCCGGGCUCAAUUCUUCAAGAACUGUUGAACUUGGCAACUACGAGUACGAAUGAAGUUGAUGUAAGGGAUAUGGCUAUUAUGUACUGGAGAUGCUUGUCCCUCGAAGGUUCGAACGACGACCUGAUCAACCAGUUGUGCAACUCUACACUGCCUGAAAUUUCGAACACUUUGGACACUUUUUCGCCUUCGUUACUGGAGACUUUGUUGCGGGAGUUAUCGCUACUAAGUUCAAUCUAUUACAGACCAGUAGCGACGAUGACCAAAUUCAAUGCCCAUAAAUCCAAUCAUGUGAAGGGCAAACAGCUGGACGAGCUGAAGUUCAUGGCAAGGGACGAGAUUAUCAGGAACAUGAAUGAGGACAAUUUACUGGAUUUUGAAGACGAUUCGAAUUCUGCAAUCAAUGUUGGCGCAACGAAUGGUUCCACGCUCAACGAUCUAAACGAUCUUUUUGACUUUGCUACUGAACCUAUUCAGGAGCAGUCGAAAUCAGAGCAGCCUCUUGAGGAAUCGCUACAUGAUCUCACGUUGAACAGAACCGACCAAUCGCAUUCUAAUGUAAACCCCAAUAAAAGCCGUGAACUACUAGACUUGUUUUGA